Messenger RNA from Cyprinodon tularosa, 2817 nucleotides. RefSeq lists its product as uncharacterized. The coding region runs from base 449 to 1615 and encodes 388 amino acids. Lineage: Eukaryota; Metazoa; Chordata; Actinopteri; Cyprinodontiformes; Cyprinodontidae. The record is from RefSeq and is a predicted model, not a curated record. The transcript has 4 exons.
UCUAGUCUUCUAGGCUAGAAGUCAUCGGAGGUGAAACAAUCCUUUUUUACAUUAAAUUGGAAGUUUGCUUUUUCUGUUGUGUUCCUUGUUUAAUAUACCACCGUUUUCAAAGAAAUAUUUUACAGCAAAACUCGUAUAAUCAAAUAUCACAUUGUUUCACUAUUAUCUCGGUCAUCAGAAUAACAUUUUAAUACGAAGACAUGGCUCAGUUUCAGAGCUUUGUUACUAAAAAUUAAAAAUAUAAAGAUAAGUAGGCGAUUUCCUUUCACUGUGAGACAUCGACGAGGGAUUUUUUUUCACCAAUUUACAGUAACAGUAUAUUACCAUCCAGUAGGUGGCGACAUUUCACCAACCACACCAUUGCUUGCCAACCAACAAUAAGCAAGAGGAAGAAAAGUGGAAGCGGCGCAGCAAAUACGCCACAUUCAUCAUCUGUUUGUUUAUAGUUAUGUCAAGCGGCUCACGCGUCCAGUUAACUUUACCGCAGUGGGAUGGAGGCUGUCGGAAGAUUCGUUUUAUUUAUUUAAUGGAUUCUUCAUCCUUUAGUUUGACCAGCUGUCUCAGUCAGGGUCCAGUUAUUCCUCUGUAUUUCGGAGCUGAUCUCCUGUCCAGCACUGACAUCCGGGUGGAAAACCAUCCCAGGUACCAUGCAAAGUUUGCAAAGAAAGGGCUUGCCACUAAAGUGCAUUUUCCCUCAGAAUUUAGAUUCCAGGGACUGAGGGUGCCUGCUGCAAAUAACAGUUUGUGGUUCUACAGCAUUCAAGGACUUUUCCGAUUAGCUUUUGAAAUGUACAAUCAACAAGAGCAGCUUGCAGUGCUAGAGAACUUCCAGGAUGUUUGGAAAUCUAAGAUGGAUCAAGGUCCACUAGAAAUGAGCUACAACCUCAAUAUGCAGCUUGACAUUCCAGUGUCUCCAAGCAUGGCUGACAGAGAGUUAGAGAGUGGAAUACCUGGACAUAAUCAUAGCCAGACCAACAGGAAAAUCCUGGAUUCAUGUGUUAGAAAUGCAGCUGAUACAUCAGCAGAUCAUGAUUAUUGUUCGUUUACAAAGCAAAGCCGGCAAACCAAGAAUAUCCAUCCCACUGUAGCCUCUCUCAGAGAAAAGCUGCACCACUUGGACGAACAGCUCUGCGCUCCCACUCAGAGCUACACAGAUUGUCUGGAGACUAUCUUGCUGCUUUUAGAUAAGAUCAGUUUAUACAUGAAUGGAAACUUGGAUGAAAAGGAUGCAGCUGAAGCUGUGUUAGCACUACUGGAGGCUAAAGACUGGACCAAAGACUCUUUAUAUUCAAGUUACCUGCUCACUUGUAUGGGACGGUGGCUCGGCCAGCAGUUUCAUGCAGCAAACAGUAGCAUCAGUCAGAAGGUGGAGGGUUUCAAAGUUCAGCACAUUGAGCAAAUCAGCGAUUUGCCACCUGCUGAGGAGCUGGCUGCUGAGCUCUUUCCAGAAGCCAUGCAGACUCUGCUGCUGCACUGGAUGGGCUUGAUUGAUGAGUCAACUGAAGGAAAAAGACACAGCGAAUAUCCAAUCCUGCUUCUUAUUCUGGAGUUUGCAAACCAUAACCUCAUUACUGGCGUCGCUCAUGUGCUUUACUCAAGUCUCAUAUGUAAAUGAGGGAAUUUCCAUAGAACUGCCAACACUAUACUGGCACUUUCCUUACAGAUGGGAUUUUUUUGUAAAUUUAUUUCUUCUCCAAAGGAUAAACCAUAUCCAUUGUUCUAAGAGUAGGAGGAAAGGUGCAUUGUUAUUAGUUAUGUUAAUAUAACCUAACUUUGGUGAAACAUGCCAAUUAUUGUGGAUUUUUUUUAUUGUUUUCUGUAGAUCUGUUUGACCUCAGUAGAAUGUUAGUUGGAUUUUACAAAGAUCUUAAAUAUGACUCACCACAUUAUUUAAAAAGAAAAUUUUAAUCAGCUGCAUUAGGAUGCAAUUAAGUACACAGACAAUAAUCUGUUUAGUUUGCACAUUUUAUAUAGAGACUACUUUUCUUUAUAGCAAGUUUGAUCUUUUUUGAUAUUUCAUAGAUUUUCCUCUUUUGUAAGCAAGUAGGUGUUGAAAACAUUUACGUUCCAUUCACAUAAAUAAAUCUAUCAUCUUAUUGACCUUGAAGACGAAAGUGAAAAUAAAUCACAAUGAGAUGAGGAGGUAAGGGUCAGAUAGUAACUUGAGUCAAUGGAGUUGGAUCACGUGUAUGAUUCUAGGUUUGAUUUUUUAUUUAUUUUUUUACUCAAAGCCUGUUCUGUCCAUGAUACACUAUAAACAAUGGUGGGAUCAUUAAGAUGUUUAGGUCUGUUUUUAUAACCCCUUAAGUCAGGAGAUUCCAUUUGAAGCAAUCAUGUACGCUUUAACACGUAGCCACAGCUACACUAGGGCACGCUGAGACACGGCAAUGCAGAUGAAGCUUCUCACCAAAGGACAACAGCGACUGAGAUAUACAGAGCUGGGGUUCACAUGGUUUAAGUGAAAAUGAAAUUUGUUUUAGUCAAGAUGGUAAAAACAAAUGUUCUGGCUGGUUUUAAACUUUACUUUAGCUUUCAAUCUAUAUUGACCAUGCCAAAAUUAAUAUUUCAAUUUACAUUAGCAACAAUAUUUUAUCAAAUAGAAUGUUACAUUGACUUGGGAUCAUAAAACGAUUGUUGUAAAUAUAUUCUUGCUUUAAAAUCCUUACAUAAACCACUGCAGUCUUCCUUGCAACUGGAAACCCCUAAACAGCUCAAUCUCAGUAAGUUUGAAAGUAAACCUAGCAUAAGGCUGUAUCUGCUGCUUGGGCCUUUUCUUUUAUUAACCAAGCAAAGCCAUUUUCUCCAGUAAAAAAGUCA